Ichthyophthirius multifiliis is the source of this 637-nucleotide messenger RNA. RefSeq names its product zinc c2h2 type family protein, putative. The record is from RefSeq and is a predicted model, not a curated record. The transcript has 2 exons. Lineage: Eukaryota; Ciliophora; Oligohymenophorea; Hymenostomatida.
GCUAAAAAAGAGAUUUAAGCUACUUAUUACCAUUUUGUUAUUAUUGUGAUAAAACAUUUGAAAAUGAAAUUAUUUUACAUUAACAUUAAAAAGCUAAGCAUUUUACAUGCGAAAAAUGCUUUAAAAAAUUUAGUACAGCAGAUUUAAUAAAAACACAUUUACAUUAGGCACAUAUGGAGAAUUUAACAAAGUUAUUUUUUAUUUAUUUAAAAUGUUUUUUCAUUUGAAAUUCAAAUACUAUCUUUUAUUAAUUUUAAACAAUAGAGUUUCAAACGCAUUACCUGAUAGAUCAAGUGUUGAAUUAAAAAUAUUUGGAAUGUAAGGAGUUCCAAGAAAUUUAAUUGAGGAAAGAUAAAAAACAAAAGCGAAAGAAUAUUGGGAGAAAAUAAUAAAUGAGAAAAAUUAGAAAUUGAAAAAAGAAUAAAAAAUAAUGGAAAAAGAGUUAAAAAAGAAAAACAGAAUAUAAUAAAUUAAUAAUAAAGUUACAGACGAAUAAAAAAAAGAUCUAAAGAAAAACGAAGAAAUUUUAGAACUUCCUAUACCUAUGAAUACAAUAAGUUUUGGUUUAACAAUUAAAUAAAAACCAGAAGAAAAAAGAGAAGUAGAAAAACCAACAAAUGUUUUCGGAUUUGAAUGA